UGUCCCCUUGGUCAGUGCACAAGGCCGGACGAGGAGCCUCUCUGACACGCUGCAGGUGGACACCACGGCUUCUCUCGGGGCCCAGCUGCACAGUGGGCCAUGGGGCGUCAUCCCCUGCUGCUUUGCCUCUUCGCCGUGGCCCUGUGGGGCGGCCCUGCCUGGCUCUGCCCACCUCCAUGCCAGUGCUUUGGGAACACAGCCGUCUUCUGCUCUGAGGAAUCUCUCUGGGAUGUCCCUGAGGGGAUCCCCCCCAACACCACCCAGCUGCUCUUCGCGGAGACGUCUCUGGACUCCAUCCCCAGCCGGGCCUUCGCCAACAGCAGCGCCCUCCGCAAGCUGCUUUUCCUCGGCAGCCCCAUCCGAUCUCUGGGAGAGGCUGCCUUCGUGGGCCUGCCGGACCUCCAGGAGCUGGAAAUCUCUGACAGCCAGCUGAGCGCCGUGACGGCCGGGAACCUCCUCGGCUUGGCCAACCUCAGCAAGCUCUCCAUCACAUUCAGCCCCAUUGGCGGCCUGGAGGCGGGGCUCUUUGAGAACACCCCGGGCCUGGAGGCGCUUCACCUGCAAGGCAACCAGGUGGAGUCUCUGCCCUUCGACCUCUUCCGCCCACUGGCCCGCUUGGAGACGCUCUCCUUGUCCCAGAACCGCCUUGCUGAGCUGCCGGAGAGGGUCUUUGAGCCACUGCAGCUCCUGCGGGUGCUGAGGCUGAGCGACAACCCCCUGCCUGGCCUCCCUCCCCGCCUCUUCACGCCCCUGGCCGGCCUGCAGGAGCUCUUCCUUGAGGGCAACGGCCUGGUGGAGCUGCCUGCCGGCAUCUUGUCCCCGCUCCGCCACUUGAAACGGCUCCACCUGCAGCACAACGCCUUGGUACGCCUGCAGCCCUCCGCCUUCGCCUCUCUCCACCGCUUGGCCUUCCUGAAUCUGGACAGCAACCAGCUGGUGGAGUUGCCCGAGGGGCUCUUCCGGGGCACCCCCCACCUCCUGCAGCUCUCCGUGGCCCACAACCGGCUCCAGAUGGUCCCAGAGGGGCUCUUUGGCCACCUCUGCAACUUAACCAUGCUGGUGCUGUCGCACAACCACCUCCGCCACUUGCCUGCCGGGCUCCUCGGGGGCUUGCCGGCCCUCAGCAGGCUGCAGCUGAGCCACAACAACCUCAGCGUGCUCCCCAGGGAGGCCUUUGCCAAUCUCACUGGCUUGGAGGCCUUGGACCUGGCGCACAACCAGCUGCUGAGCCUGCCAGAGGGCAUCUUCAACUCCAACGAGGUCCUCUUCAACGUGGCUCUGCAGGGCAACCCCUGGGCCUGCGACUGCCACCUGGCGCACGUGGCCGAAUGGCUCCGCUACACGGAGACGCCCCUCAACGCCCAGGCCCUUUGCAGGAGCCCGGCUCACCUCAAGGGAUGGAGUCUCCCAGGCCUCCAAGCGGAGCAGCUGACCUGCCGCCGCGAGCCCGGAGCCAGCCGGUGCCGAGCAGAGGCUCCGGGCCCCUUGGGGGAGCCCCAGUGUACUUACGAGGACCCGGCUGGGGCCAUCCAGCUCGCGUGUGACUCGGAGAACUGCCACCAGCUCAGCCUGUGUCUCCCUCGAGAGGCGGCCUUGCCUGGGCCAGGGCAGCGGUUCAGCCGGGACUGGACCCUGGACUCAGCCUGUGGGACGGCCAGACUCCGGAUAACUGUGAGCAUCGAGACUGUUGAGCCCCUGCACGGAGGAGAGGCCGGUCCUGCUGGGACCACUGCACCAGCUCCUGAGGAAAGCCCCUAAGCCAGACACGCCCACGGCAGCCGCCGGAGUUGGAGGAGAGGCGAAGAAGAAGGUGGGCCCAGGAGAAGCAGCUUCCAGGCCCACCUCCGGGGUGGGGGGGAGGCCUCCCUUGCAGGGCUGCAGUAAGGACAAACAGGCCAGAGGCUUGCAAAGUAGGUUGCAGGUCCAAAGGCAUUGUAAAUGUUUGUGCCGGCCAUGCUGUUCUCUCCUGCAAAGGGGAGAGAGGCUCUCGGCCCCGCCCCCCUCCCCACCCCCCAAUCUGGACUUUCCUAUAGCCUGGUCAUUCCUGGGGAACAAUGGAUGCUGAUGGGCAAUGAGCAGCUGGAAAGCCCUUUCCCUAAGCCCCCACGCCCAAAUCAUAUGCAGCCAAAUCCCCUGCAUGCAGGAGGCCCUGCAAGGGGGGGGGGGGAUCGGAAGCUCUUCUCACCACACCAGGGGCUGUUUAAGGUUUUGGGGCGGGGCUGGCCUGGAGUUGCCCUUGGAUUGGGACCACCUGCGUGCUCCUUCCUGCACCCCUUUAUCUCCAGGGGUUUUGGCAAGAUCUUGUGUUUCCCACGAGCUGGUGAAGGGGACCGCGAAACAGUGUGUCCACGUGGAAGUGCCCAGAGAGCUUUGGCUAUUGGGUGGUAUAGUAAAAAUGUAAUAAAUAAA
Molecule: messenger RNA, 2409 nt
Organism: Elgaria multicarinata webbii
Lineage: Eukaryota; Metazoa; Chordata; Lepidosauria; Squamata; Anguidae
Gene: CPN2
Product: carboxypeptidase N subunit 2
Exons: 2
Coding region: 100-1758 (552 amino acids)
Molecular function (GO): protein binding
Source: RefSeq, a predicted model, not a curated record